UCACCCUCCAGUUAGCAGUCAAUGAAGAGGAAGAUAGCCUUUAACCCAACAAGGAAAAAGUCAUUACAAAUAAAAUAUUUAGAUUAGUCAAUCACACGCCAACAUCAACCCUUUUUCACAGAGAGUAAUUGUAUUGAAUAAUUUGAGUCAAGAUGAACGAUUUAAUCUCGAGUUCGUUCAGGAAAUACACGGACCUGAAACAACAGGCGUACAUGGAUGAUGUGGAAGCCGGAACCGAAACCGUUAACCUCGACAAAUUCUUUGAGGACGUCGAGAAUGUUAAAGAAGACAUGAAAGCCGUGGAGGGGCUGUACAAAGCAUUACAACAAGCCAACGAGGAAUGCAAGACGACGCACAAUGCCAAAACCAUGAAGCAGCUACGUGCCCGAAUGGACUCCGACGUCGAACAGGUUCUCAAGAGAGUUAAAGUCAUUAAAGGAAAGCUCGAAGCUCUUGAGAAAUCCAACGCCGCCGCCCGUAAUGUUCUGGGUUGUGGACCCGGAUCGUCCUCCGACAGGACCCGGACCUCGGUCGUUAGCGGGUUGGGUAAGAAACUGAAGACAAUGAUGGAUGAGUUCCAAGGCUUUAGAGCUAGGAUGCAAGCGGAGUACAAAGAAACCGUCGAACGUCGCUAUUUCACCAUCACCGGGCAAAAACCCGACGAAGAGACGAUCGAGAAUUUGAUAUCGAGCGGCGAAAGCGAGAGCUUCCUCCAAAGGGCGAUCCAAGAACAAGGGAGGGGUCAAAUCUUGGACACCAUCUCCGAGAUUCAAGAGCGACACGACGCCGUUAAAGAGAUCGAAAAGAAUUUGCUCGAGCUUCAUCAGAUAUUCCUGGACAUGGCGGCGCUCGUCGAAGCUCAGGGUCAUCAGUUGAACGACAUCGAAAGCAACGUGGCACAUGCCAGCUCCUUCGUGAGACGAGGGACGGAGCAGCUUCAAGAAGCGAGGGAACAGCAAAAGAGCUCCAGGAAAUGGGCGUGUAUAGCGGUCAUUGCUGCCAUAAUUUUGAUCAUCGUUAUCCUUUUGCCCCUGCUGCCGACGAUUAUAACUUUGCUCAAGAAGCAUUAG
Hibiscus syriacus is the source of this 1070-nucleotide messenger RNA. RefSeq names its product syntaxin-124-like. The transcript has a single exon. Bases 153 to 1070 code for a protein of 305 amino acids. Gene Ontology annotation, cellular component: plasma membrane; endomembrane system; SNARE complex. Gene Ontology annotation, biological process: vesicle fusion; exocytosis; intracellular protein transport. The record is from RefSeq and is a predicted model, not a curated record. NCBI's taxonomy places the organism in Eukaryota, Viridiplantae, Streptophyta, Magnoliopsida, Malvales, Malvaceae. Gene Ontology annotation, molecular function: SNAP receptor activity; SNARE binding.